AUGCUCGUCUCCUCGUUACGCAGGCUCAUCGUCUUUCUCCUUGUCGAGAGCUCAUGUGUAGCCUCGGCACGGCAGAUCUCGGAAGGGUCAGUUGUUGCGAGGAAGACCGAACUUGCACAGUGCUUGGAGAAGAAUGAGGCACUCGAGGCCCAAGUAGCUCAUCUCGGGAGACACGUCGAGGCGAUGUCUCAAAGCCAUGCGGACAAUCUCGGGGGUGUCCACAGCGAACUAAAUCAGAAGAUUGUCGCUUUGGGUGUACUUGAGCGGACUAUGGAAGACUUCGAGGCGCGUCUUGAAGCAUGUGAAGCAACUGGUGGCGGCGAGAGAAGGCUCACUGAGAUCGACCUGGGCAGCGCCUUCGACAGAAUAAUCGGUAGCGUUACUUCUACUAGGUUGGGAGCAGCUGUCUGCAACGUGUCCUCGCCUAUCCUCUCUGCUGCCUCGGGCGCUUGGCCUCUCACCGAGCCCAACAGCUCCUCGGCCUCAUCCUAUGGUGAUUCCCUCUUUAACGCUGUACAAGACUACCUCGAUGAGCACAUCAAUGGGAGGAGACUCGUCCUUCCGUCGGGGUUGCUUCCCCGAACACUUCUCAUCGUCUCCAGCCUGGUCUUCUCUUACGUCCUCACCGUGACUCUACUGAUGCUGUUGCUAGCUCCGUUGAAGAUCGGCGGCCUCUUGCUCAAGCAUUGA
Messenger RNA from Perkinsus marinus ATCC 50983, 690 nucleotides. RefSeq lists its product as hypothetical. Lineage: Eukaryota; Perkinsozoa; Perkinsida; Perkinsidae. The transcript is spliced from 6 exons. Bases 1 to 690 code for a protein of 229 amino acids. The record is from RefSeq and is a predicted model, not a curated record.